ACAUGAUUGCACCGGCGAAAUACAUCACAGUGUGCGAGUUAGAACUGAUUACUUUCUUCACUCAUCCAUCGAAGCAUGCAUGUCGUUCGAAUUAAAAAAUGAGGCAGUAGCGAGCAUCUGCUCGUUAGUCAGUGCUGAUAGGUACAAGUGAAAAGAAGCGAUGAUCGAGUUGUGCGUUGCUUUGGGUGUACUGACUAUUUGCCUGUUUUUCAAAUGGUCCUGCAGCUACUGGCGUCGAGUGGGGAAUAUUGACGGUCCCCAACCGUUGCCCCUGUUUGGCAAUUCCUUUGAACAGGUCAUUGGCAGGAAGCAUUUCGGUGAAAUUUACGAGGAAGUUUACCGAACCUACCCAAAUGCCUCGUGGGUUGGGGUCUACGAGCUACUCAAUAAACCGGCUAUCGUGGUGCGUGAUUUGGAACUGGUGAAGGAAAUUCUCGUCAGCAACUUACGUCAUUUUCACAAGAAUUUGUUUGUGGUCGACGAGAAGAUAGAUCCGUUGUUGGCUAUGAAUCCUUUCACCCAGACAGGCGAACAAUGGAAGAAAAGUCGCUCGCAGGUAGCACCAAUCUUCUCUACGCCUAAGGUACGAGCAGCGUUUCCUUUAAUUAAAAAUGUGGCAGAGAAUUUAUCGGAAUAUGUUAAAAAUACCCGUGAAACCAAUCCCGACUUUGAAGCUAAGCAGAUGUGCGCUAUGUACACAAUAGAUGUGGUAGCUUGUUGUGCCUUUGGAAUCAACGCUGAAUCCUUCACGAAUCCGGAUGCUGAGUUCCGUCGUAUGUGCAUCAAGGUGUUAAACCCAAGUUGGAUUCGUUCGUUGUUAACAAUAUUUGCACCAACGAUUGCACAUUUUUUCAAAAUAGCCUUCGUUCCAAAGAGCGUCGAUCAGUGGUUCCGAGAUGUGAUUAAAGAAGUUAUUCGCCAGCGCGAGGAUGGAGAGGUCAAGCGACAUGACUUAUUUCAAGCCAUGUACGAUUCUCUCUCUAAGAAUGGAACCGUCGCGGUUGACAGCAACGAAAUUGUCGGUCAUUCUGUUACAUUCCUCACAGAAGGAUUCGAAACAUCCAGCAUAAUGAUGAGCUUCUUCCUGUAUGAGCUAGCUUCCAAUAGACACAUUCAGGACCGAGUGUUGAACGAAAUCGACCGUAUACUGGAAGAGUCGGAUGGUCAUAUCACCGACGAAGCUGUUCAAAAGCUCCACUACACGGAAAGAGCUAUGUAUGAAACACUGAGAAUGCACUCAGCAGUUUUCACUUUGUCCAAGAUAUGCAGCAAGGAAUACGAACUGCCGGCCCAGUAUGCCACCGACAGCAAAAGGGUAUCUAUCAAACCCGGAAUGACUGCUAUAAUUCCCGUUCAUGCCAUUCACUACGAUCCGGAAAUAUACCCCGAACCAUACCGCUUCGAUCCGGAUCGAUUUCUGGAAGAAAACAAACUGUCUCGCCAUCACUAUGCUUUUCUAGGCUUCGGCGAAGGGCCAAGAAUUUGUUUGGGUAUGAAGUUCGCAUUGAGCCAAGUUAAAAUUGGCAUUGUCACCUUGCUCGCUAAGUAUCGUGUGGAAUUGUCCGACAAACAGCAGCUUCCGCUAGAGUUUGAGCGAACGUCAUUUAUGCUGACUCCGAAGAGUGGCAUCUGGAUUAAAUUUGUAGAAAGAAGUUGAACGAAUAUUUCAUGGAAUCUACUUGUUCUGCAACAAAGAAAGAUUUGUUGUAUUCGACUCGAACAUUGUGUUUGAAAACGGCUCGAUGGGAUGUUUUAAAAGAAAUAAAUUUUAGAAAGUUCUGCCUUA
Topomyia yanbarensis is the source of this 1786-nucleotide messenger RNA. Its product is annotated as probable cytochrome P450 308a1. Lineage: Eukaryota; Metazoa; Arthropoda; Insecta; Diptera; Culicidae. Gene Ontology annotation, molecular function: iron ion binding; oxidoreductase activity, acting on paired donors, with incorporation or reduction of molecular oxygen; monooxygenase activity. The transcript has 5 exons. The record is from RefSeq and is a predicted model, not a curated record. Bases 161 to 1657 code for a protein of 498 amino acids.